Messenger RNA from Penicillium maclennaniae, 2838 nucleotides. Its product is annotated as aromatic acid exporter family protein. Lineage: Eukaryota; Fungi; Ascomycota; Eurotiomycetes; Eurotiales; Aspergillaceae. The coding region runs from base 1 to 2838 and encodes 945 amino acids. The record is from RefSeq and is a predicted model, not a curated record. The transcript has 4 exons.
AUGCCGACGAAAAUCUCCGCAGACAGGGAACCCAAUGGCAAUGGGAAGGAUAGGAAUGGUAGAGCAAACGGCAGCGUGGAGGCUUCUGCUCAACGCCGCCGGGUCAAGCUACCAGCUUGGCUGGACCACUUCAACAAACACGACCUGAAAAUAUUACUUCGCUGCUGGGUAGCUAUUUGGGUGGCAUCCCUGUUAAUGUUUAUCGGCCCGGCCUUGCGCAGCAUUGGAAUCGCUACAUUCUUUGGCGCACUGUUGCUAUACAUCGUGCCCCCCAGCAGCAUAUUGAUCAUCUACCUCUUAGCAGCUUUAUCUCUCUUAUUUGGUAUGUGUCUUGCCUGGGCAUGGGGACUCAUUACCAUGAAAGCCGCCUUAGCCGCCCGCCCAGCUUCACAAACUAUGGCCCGACUGCUUCAACUACAGGAAGAGGCCGUCUCACAAGCCAAGCAAACUGGGCAAAAUCCUCUCACAAUUGCGGAAGAACUCAUCCACAAUGGUUUCAUGUUUGAUGCUCGAGUCACUGUUGUUUUCUAUGUGUUGAGCUGCGUCUUCGUGUACGUGAUGGCACGACUGCGGGUGGUCAACCAGAAGUUCGUCCUCGCGGAAAUAUUCGGCAUCAUUAUCAUGGACUUAUUCUUGCUCUUCGGUCCAACCCUCCCAUCAUGGAACUGGGAAGUCGCCAAAGUUCUUGUUGAGCCUGGUGCUAUAGGAAUCGCUCUCGGGUUCGCGUGCAAUUUACUGCUAUUUCCGCAGUCAACAUCAUACGCGAUUCUGUCUCAAAUGGAGAAAAUAGUUCUCAUGGGACAAUUCCCAUUUCAAUGCACGCGGGAUGGAUUAGCUGAAAAGCCGAUAGAUCUCACCCAGAUGAAAAGCUCCAAAGCGAAACUCAUUGAGUCAUUCAAGGCUAUGAAACCAAUGAUGGCUUUUCUUCCAUUGGACAUUUCCCGUGGUCGAUGGGGUGUUGAAGAUAUCCGGAGUCUUCUUGACCCUGUGCGGCAGAUGAUGCUUGCUCAGAUCGCUCUUCUCGACUUUCAUAUCGCUCGUCAACGAGCUCAUGACAAGAUCAGCAUGACGAAAUCGGGUCCAGGGGAUGAAACAGAUGAUGCAGGUACAGAAUCAAAAAGUUACGCUUCUGGAGUUGGAAACCGACAGCCGCGAGAUGGACUCGAUAUGAUGCAUGCCCUACAAGCCCCGGAGAUGGGAGAAAUCCGAUCCAAUACCACUCAGGCCCUCAACAAGUCCAGCGCGGAUUUGUUACAGGUAUCCUCGGAAGCUAUUAACUUGGUCGCUGAAUGUAUCCGUUUAGUCAACACUCGUCGAUGGUUCCGUCGACACCCGGCCGAGGAAUUUGACCAGGCGGCUUCUCGUGGAGAGGAGAUUCUUGGUCGAUUGCGUUCUGAGAAGAAGAUCUGCGCUAGUGAGUCUACAGAGGGGCUGAUAGAGAGCCACAAGGAUCUCUUCGAUGAAAACGGCAAUCUCAAAUCUGAGGAGCUUCAGGGUCCAUAUGACCUUCGUGCCCUAGUCCUGGGCAUGGUAGCCGAAGAAAGAAUCCUUGGAGCAGCCACGGCCACAGAAAACCUUCUAGCUCGGAUCCUGGAAUUGUUCAACGGACACCAGAGCCCUCCUCUGUCAGGCUUACCUAUGGGCACGGGCGAUGAUCCCAAGACACUGGAUGACCAGGUCAAAGAAGCACACCAUCAGCUUCGCGCAGCUGGCAUUGGCUCACCGAUACAGGAGCGACUGCAGGAUUUUUUUUACCGCGAAAAAGGCAUCUGGGGCACAAUCACAGCGCAAAUAGCUGUGGUCAUCUACAUGGCGGACUUUACUUUCUCAGUUGUAAGUCGAACAGCUGGUACCAUACUUGGUGGCGUGAUGGGUAUGGUGGCAUGGUACAUUGGGUCGGGCAGUGGUACUGGUAACGCGUACGGAUUAUCUGCCAUUACCGCAGCGAUGACAUUGAUUCUGGUGUGGUGGCGACUGUUCCUCCCACCGGCACUACUGCCAUGCGCUGUCAUGAGUGGCGCGACUUACGUGCUGGUGAUUGGGUUUAGUUACGACGACACACAUAUUCAACAAUAUGGACUGCCGGGGUACGGCUACGCAGCAUUUUACAAACGAUUAGUGACUGUUUUACUCGGAUUAGUCGCUGCAUUUGUUGUUCAGAUCUUUCCCAAACCUCCCUCAGCCAGUCGACACGUCCGCAAGACGCUGUUCAACACUAUUCGCAACUUAUCAGACCACUAUGCCCUGCUGCUUUCCCAUUGGGGCCGAGCAGAUGACCCGAGCCCUGUCAGCAUCGUGGCGGAGAAGAUAUCUCUUGAUUUGGCUGAGACACUGCUCGCCUUGCAAGGGUCGAUUAACCUGUUGAAAUUCGAAAUCACUCUCGGCCCGUUCGACCAGGGGACAUUUCUUCAAAUACAAGAGCUCUGUCAAGAUAUGAACCAAUGCCUGGGCCGGCUGCUUGCUCUGACGGGAUCGCUCCCUGUAGAACUACAGCACCGUCUUACCCAAAAUGUCGGCAUUAUGGACGACACCAUCAUUGACUCCGUCAUGGCCGUUCUUGGAGUGAUCAAUCAGUCGUUGAAGACGGGAGAUCCUCUACCAGAACGUUUACCCGCCCCUCUACUGACUCGAUGUUACGUAGCCUGGCAUGCUGAGCACCGUAAGGCAGAGUUUAGUACGGCCUUGGUGCGCAAUGAAGACUAUCGUCGCUACUGCGUAGCAGUCAGCUCCUACCUGAAAUUCUUGUCCACUGUUGAUGACAUACUGCUUGUGCUAAAGGGGGUUCUUGGAGAAAGCCCUAUUGUGAAUUCAUGGCGAGAGGAGAGGUCGCCUGUAUGA